AUGAUCGACGAGGGAGGAGGGGCAGACGAGGGUGCUUCCAGUGAGGAAGAAGGCUCGGGAACGGUCGAGGGCUCCGGAACCACGGAUGAUUCAGGAGGAGGAGCGGACGGCGAUGGACCUUCAGACGCGGAGUCAGCAGGACUGCUUGAUGGAGGCGCGAUACUUGUCGGUGGUGGUGCAGCGCUAGAAGACGGAAGGACUGUGCUAGACGGUGCAGGUGCCGCACUACUUGGAGGUGGAGCCGGGCUCGACGAUGGAGGUGGAACUCGAGUACUGCUUGGCGGUGGUGGUGGCGGUGAAGCGCUGCUAGAGGGUGGCGGCGGAGGAGGUCGCGAGCUGCUAGGGGCUGGGAUUGCACUAGAAGAAGGAGGUGGAGGGGGAGGCCUACUUGAGGUUGGUGGAGGAGGUGGCGGCGGCGAGCUUGGAGGAGCAGCGGUGGUUGUUGGUACUGCACUUGUUGAGGGUGCUUCCGAAGAUGGCAGAACGACAGAUUGCGCAGUCGGCCUUCGAACCGUCGAUGUACUCAGGCCGGCAACCGAGGAAACAUAG
Messenger RNA from Alternaria conjuncta, 549 nucleotides. RefSeq lists its product as uncharacterized. Bases 1 to 549 code for a protein of 182 amino acids. The record is from RefSeq and is a predicted model, not a curated record. The transcript has a single exon. Lineage: Eukaryota; Fungi; Ascomycota; Dothideomycetes; Pleosporales; Pleosporaceae.